UUGCAGCUGUCAAAAUUAUCCUAACAAGAUUUCGUUGUAUUUUUUGUAAUUUUCCCUAUAUUUUAACAUUAUAUAAUUGAAAUCUUAAGAUUAGCAUCGCAAGAUAAUCGGCUCCUAGUACAAUGAUGAAUCCUCAAUAUCCACCUCCAGGGCAGAACAACAAUGCACCGAACAACCCCAUGUUCCCUCCAACGUCUCAGGAUUACAACGGAGUCCAAAACGCCAACAUCUACAGCCAGAUGCCACCGAAUGGCCCUCAGAUGCAACAGAAACAAUUUGACCCACUGGACAUGUCCCAGAAAAUGCAAAACAUGAACUUAAAUGGACCCCAAGGCUUCCCGUCUAUCCCACCUACCCAACUACCCCCUGGCCAGGCGCCACCUGGACAGUAUCCCCCAAGUUUUCCUCCUCAAUCAUCCAACUUUGGUCCACCUCAAGGCAUGCCAGGUAGACCUCCAGUAAGUGGAGCUCCCCAAUUCCCUCCAAUGGGCCAAAAACCCCAAAUGCCUCCAUCGUCAGCGCCAGGACAAGUGCCAACGUCUCUUCCUCCAGGCUACGGAAUGCCUCCUCCAAGUCAAACCCCAGACCAGAAUAGACAGUUUCAGCAGCCCCCAACUUCAAUGCAGCAAAGACCACCAAGUGCUCAACCUAGUCAACCACCGAUGGGUCAACAGCCUGGACCUCAAGGUCCUGGUCAGAUGCCUCCACAUUCCCAACAAGGUCUGCAAGGUCCCGGACAAAUGCCACCAAGCUCUCAACCAGGUCUUCCGCCUCAGCCAGGCAUGGGCAGGCCAGGAAUGCCUCCUCCAGGUGGUCAGCCACCAAAACCUGGAAUGCCCCCACAACCCCAGAUGGGUGGUCCACCCUCCAUGCAACCUGGACAGCAAGGAAUGCCUCAGCAGAUGAACAUGGGUCCUCAACAGCAACAGCAACCUGGCAUGCCACCCCAGCAACCACAGCCUGGUCAGAUGCAGAGGCAACCUGGUAUGCCUCAACAACCAGGCACGAUGUCAGCGCCUCUGCAGCCUGGGCAGCAGCAACAGCAAAGUCAAAUGCCUGGGCAACAGCAACAACCGGGUCAGAUGCCUGGGCAGCAACAACAGCCCGCCCAGAUGCCUGGACCGGGUAAAAUGCCGGGCCCACCACAACCUGGAAUACCACCAAUGCAGCAGGGACCGCCUCAAUCAGGGAUGGGACAAGGAAUGCCGCCACAGUCUGGUCCUAUGGGCCAACCUGGUAUGCCUCCACAGCCCGGUCAAAUGAGUCAACCUGGAAUGCCCCCACAACCUGGCCAACUAAGUCAACCGGGAAUGCCACCACAGCCGGGGCAAUUAAAUCAACCUGGAUUGCCGCCGCAGCCAGGAAUGGGCAUGCCCGGUAUGCCGCCACAGCCAGGCUCUCAACCUGGUUUAGCUCCCCAGUUCCCUCAGCCUGGAAUUCCUCCACAACCGGGUCAAAUGCCACCUCAGCCGGGACAAAUGCCGGGUCAGCCGGGUUUGCCUCCACAGCCUGGGUUCCCUGGACAGGCGCCAACGAUGGGAGGUCUCCCGCACAUGCCGCCCCCGCUCUCGCAGCAGAGACAGUUCCCUGGCCAGCAGCCGCAGCCGGGGUAUGGACAACCUGGACAGCAACCUGGUGCUCAGUAUCCUAACAUGCCACCGCUACCAAACCAGAUGGGUCAGCCCCCCAUGCCGGGACAACAACAGCGUGGCUACCAGCAGCCCCUGUCCGGGUACCCGCCGCAGUUCCCGGGUCAGCAACCUUACCCGGGACAACAGCCGUACCCGGGUCAACAGUACCAACAGCAGCCGGAGCAGAAGAGAUUGGAUCCUGAUCAGAUGCCUAGUCCGAUCCAAGUGAUGGCAGAUGACCAGCAGAACCGCGGCGGCAUCUUCGUGACCAACGAGAAGGGGCUCGUGCCGCCGCUCGCUACCACCGACUUCAUUGUCGACGACAAGGGGAAUGCCAGUCCCCGCUACAUUCGCAGUUCCAUGUACACAGUACCGGUGACAGCUGAUUUGCUCAAACAGACCUCUAUGCCAUUCUGUCUUGUUCUAUCCCCCAUGGCGGAGCCGGUAGGUACAGAGGCACCCCCCCCUCUGCUGGACUUCGCGGCGCUGACGGGGUCGCCGGCGCUGGGCCCCGUGCGCUGCAGCCGCUGCAAGGCGUACAUGUGCCCUAAUAUGAAGUUCGUUGAUGCGGGCAGACAUUUCAAGUGCGCCUUCUGUAAGGCUACUACUGAAGUGCCGAUGGAGUACACGCAGUACAUCAACAGCAUGCAGCAGUACGGGCGCGUGCCGGCGGAGAUGGCGCUCGGCGCCUACGAGAUCGUCGCCACCAAGGAGUACUGCAGGAACAACACUCUGCCGAACCCGCCGGCGGUGGUGUUCGUGAUCGACGUGUCGUACAACGCCAUCAAGAACGGCCUCGUGCAGACCGUCUGCGAUAAUAUUAUGGAUAUUAUUGACGCCAUGCCACGUGACGAACAAACGGGUAAGAGUUGGACCCGCGUCGGAUUUAUCACAUACAGUUCUACCGUGCACUUCUACAAUAUCAAGGGCACCCUAGCACAGCCUCAGAUGCUGUCAGUAGGCGACGUGGGCGACAUGUUCGUGCCUCUGCUGGAAGGCUUCCUCGUCAGGCCGGAGGACAGCGGCGCAGUGCUGACCUCCCUGCUGCAGCAGCUGCCCGUCAUGUUCCGGGAUAACAAGGAGACUGAGACUAUACUGUUGCCGGCCGUGCAGGCUGGUCUAGAAGCUCUGACAGCAGCGGACACAUCAGGCCAGCUGCUAGUAUUCCACACAUCGCUGCCGACGUACAACGCGCCCGGCAAGCUCGCCAACAGGGAGGACAGGAAGCUGCUCGCCACCGACAAGGAGAAGCAGAUACUCGCUCCUCAAACGACAGCAUACAACGAGCUGGGCCAGUCGUGCUGCGCAGCCGGCGUCAGCGUGGAGCUGUUCGUGUGCAACAACGCGUACGUGGACGCCGCCACCAUCGGCCAGCUGCCCCGGCUGACUGGGGGACAGCUGCACAAGUAUACUUACUUUACGGCGGAUCAAGACGGUCCCCGGCUGGUAGGCGACGUGCAGCGCGUGGUGGCCCGCGCCACCGCGCACGACGCCGUCAUGCGCGUGCGCACGUCCACGGGCGUCAGGCCGACGGACUUCUACGGACACUUCUUCAUGUCCAACACUACUGAUGUCGAGCUCGCCGCUAUCGACGCAGACAAAGCAAUAGGCAUAGAAAUAAAACACGACGACAAGCUAACGGCUGAAGACGGAGUCUACAUCCAAGCUGCCUUACUGUACACCCACCGGUCAGGACAGAGACGCCUCCGGGUGCUCAACCUGGCGCUGAAUGUAGCUCACCAGCUCGCUGACGUGUACCGCAGCAUGGAGCUCGACACAUGCGUCAACUUCCUCACUAAACAGGCUGUGUGGGCACUCCGUGAACACAGUCCACGUUCAGUUCGCGAGACACUCUCCCAGCGCUGUGCCCGCUCGCUGGCGGCGUACCGGCGGCACUGCGCAUCGCCGUCGUCAGCCGGCCAGCUCGUGCUGCCCGAGCCCAUGAAGCUGCUGCCGCUGUACACCAACUGUGUGCUGCGCUCUGAUGCUGUGGCAGGAGGUCCAGACAUGACAUGCGACGACCGGUCGUGCGCGAUGUACCGAGCGCUGACAGCGGACGUGGCGACGUCGGUGGUGUACACGUACCCGCGCCUGCUGCCGCUGCACCGCCUGCCCGCCAGCCCGGCAGCGCUGCAGCCGCUCCGCGCCUCCGUCGACAAGAUGAGCGAGCAUGGCGUGUACUUACUGGAGAACGGCGUGCACAUGCUAAUAUGGGUGGGCUCGCAAGCUGAUCCUGCGUUCAUACGCGACGUGUUCGGUGUGGCGUCGCCUGCGCAGGUCGACACACAGGUGUGCGAGUUGCCGGAGCUGGACACGGCAGCCAGCCACGCUGUCCGCGCGGUCAUCGAAGACGCUCGUAUACGCAGGCGCACUAACAUGCGGCUGUCGCUAGCCCGCGAGGGUGCCCCGACCGCGGCGCAGCUCCGGGCGCUGCUCAUCGAGGACCGCGCCCUGGAUGGUUCGCCAGGCUACAUCGAGUUCCUCAUGACCGUGCACAAGACUGUGCAGAAGAUGCUCUAACAACAAUGCGACAACACGACAAGCUAGAAACCGUUCUUCGCCACUUCCUCGUCGAAGACCGCGGUGUGGACGGCAGCUCGUCCUACGUGGACUAUCUCUGCCACAUACACAAGGAGAUCAGAGCGCUGCUAUAGCAUUUGUCCGGCUACUACUAAGACUUAACGCUCACGUCACUGUAGGACACGUAAUCGGACCAAUUUUUUGUAGGACGGUCCUACAAGACACGUGGACGUUCCACUAUUGUUGUCUGUGUCCUACAAAAAAAUUCUCACCGAUUUAUCGGACGUGGGCGGGCGGCCUAAAGCUGUGGUACGCCUCUACAAUGAUACACACUUUUAUCUGUAGUAGGUUUUGUAAGAAUUCGUUUGGUAACACCCUGUGUAGUGUAGCUAUGAUGGCUAAGUGUUUUCGAAUAAUUUGUGUUUAUUAAUUAUUAAAUGAUUUGUUGAGUUAUUGUAAAACGCUAGCAAAAGCAAUGUUAUUGUAUAUAAAUUAUGUAAGUGUGUGUAGAGAUAAGUAAAUAACACACAUGAGCGAUUUAUAUAAAAACUGCUACAUGUAAAAGUGUUUCGCAUUCGUAACUUGUAUAGUUGUGAAAUAAAUGAUUUUGUUUUGAACUUGUUAGUAUCAAUGCUAUUUUAAAAAUACUGUUUGAGAUUUCUACUAAACUACUAAGCAGGGUUGCCAGUAGUGAAAAUUUAUGAUAUGGUAGUUUUAAGCGUGCGUUUUGGUGAUGGUUCAAAAUGUAUAGCUUCCAAAAUUAACAUAUGAUAGAAGGAAUAGGACUCGAGCACAUUUGAGAUUUUGUCGUGUAGGGACAUUCUGUAUGAGCCCUUAGUCAAUCGAGUAUAAGGUGUUUUGUUAUUGUAAACGUCCAAGAUCUAUGCGAAGAUCAGCAUUUAAUAAAAUACUAGUUCUUCACAAUUGUUCCGUUAUAAUACAAAUUACAAUUCAGACUAGGGUGGGCAGAAGUAUACUUACAAUUAGAUAUAACCGCCAUUUUCUAGAAAUCUAGAACUACUUAGGAGGUCCUGUUUUUGAAAACCUAGGUGAUGAAUUAGUGCUUUUCAGUACCCCCAAAUAAUUAGAAUUGUGCAUAAAUGUAUUAUAUGAAUUGGAGUCUCGCAACGUUAGGUAAAUGGGGGAAAAAGUAUAUAAAUAAAGUCGAUAAAUAUUUAUGAAAAAUAGGAACUUAAUUAGUGUUUGUUAACGAUUUCUACAAAGUUAUUAUUGAAAGGCUGCCACAGCCAGCACCGAGUUAUUUAGACCGAGUUUCGGUCUAGAUAUAGAUCUUCACGAGGCAAAUGACAUGUAUGUUAAAACUUACGGUGAGUUGCACCAUUUAACUAUAACGAUAACUGAACCAUUUUCAGCUGUCAAUUCGCCGAUUUGGCCAAUGGACGGCAAGUAUGUUGUCCAAUCUCCGAUUUGACCAAUGGGCGGCAAGUAUACGGCUGGUUAUGGUUUGGUUAUCGUUAUAGUUAAAUGGUUUAACUCACUCUUAAUAUAGGAAUGUACAGACUUAAGAUGUUAACAGAGCAUUUUAUACGACUCCUAAAUCUUAAAGAAUUGCGCUUUGAAGAAGUCAAUAGAAUUAUGUUUUUCUACUUAAACAUAUAGGGAGUUAUUGAAAUUACUUUGUUAAGGCCUAUUCUGAUGAAUAGAAAUAACUUUUCCUUUACAAUAUAGAAGUCUUGAUAGAAAUAAAAAUGAAACCAAGUCAUAAAACUUCCAUUUGUAGUUUUUGUAUUUGUAUCACACGAAGUAUUACGAUUAUUUUCUCAAAUGGCAAUACAUAGUCAUACAUUCCCUUAUAAAUACAUUGACGAAAUAGCCCAAAAAGGUUCAAAUAGUUACAUGUUUUACUAACUGCAGGUUGAACUCACUAGAUAUUUGUGUGUGUGUUAUCAUGAGAAAUGAUUUGCUAUACCUAUCCUAAGGAAGAAAUUAUGACCAUCAAAAGUAUUUUCAAAACUGCCAAGUAAUUUAAGUGUUGCCACAGAAAAAAAUACAAUUUUGAGAAAAAAAAUUAAGUUGUUUGUAAUCGGAGUAGUUUUUGUUUCCUACGAUAUUAAAAUUAGUUAUAUUUUAUGUUUAUUGGAAUGUAUUGUAAAUGUAAAUAAAAUAUGGCAUUAUUUAAUUUUUAUUUGUUCUUAUUUUUUAGAUUAGUCAUGAUGCUAGUUGAUUUCCGAAUUCUUUUUUUGGUGUUGAAUAUAGCAAUAAACCAUAUUCGCGAUUAAAAUUACAAAUAAAUAAUGAUUUCGAAAAUUAACUCGCAUCUUUUGAAGACAACAUAUAUAAUAGUAUAUUUUUUUAUCUAUAUCCUUAGAUCUAGAAGCAAAGGAGGCGUCUCACGAUUAUAGAAACAUAAUAUCACAAUGAAAGAUCUUGCUAACAUUUUACACGACAUAGACAUAUUCCCCACACCAAUCAUCACUGCAUUUUGAUAAAGUUGUCAGUCAUGUCAGUAGUAGUUAGUACUGAAUAAAUAGAAAUUACAAUACUGAAGUAAGAUCCGUAGUAGCCUGUUAUAUAUAUAAUGCCAAAACUUGCAGAGCUCAAAUUUAUUUAGCUACAGACCGCUUGCACCGUAAAAAUGCUCGAUAUAUGUAUGAUGCAAGAUGUUACUAUUGCUUUUAUAAGAGACAUUAUUACUUCUGAGGCACAGAUCCAUAAAAUAAAGGUUCGUAUCAGUAGAUCCGCAUCUUUUGGAUGUUAAUUAAUCCAGGAACAUGAACGUUUUAUCAUAAUGCGGUGAGUACUCCAACCUCAGGCAAUAAGCAGCCAAAAUAAGCAAUUUAUCGUCAAUAAGCAACUAUCUUCCGUUUAACAGUAGUAUAGUUAACCUCGGGUUAGAGAGUCGAGAUUUGUUAAAUAGUGUAUAACCAAGAACUGUAUGAGCGUGUAAGUUUUUCAUAGUUAAUAAAGCCUUUUGUA
Messenger RNA from Helicoverpa zea (corn earworm), 7088 nucleotides. RefSeq names its product protein transport protein Sec24C (gene Sec24CD). The record is from RefSeq and is a predicted model, not a curated record. Gene Ontology annotation, molecular function: SNARE binding; zinc ion binding. The transcript has 20 exons. Gene Ontology annotation, cellular component: COPII vesicle coat; endoplasmic reticulum exit site. Gene Ontology annotation, biological process: intracellular protein transport; endoplasmic reticulum to Golgi vesicle-mediated transport; COPII-coated vesicle cargo loading. NCBI's taxonomy places the organism in Eukaryota, Metazoa, Arthropoda, Insecta, Lepidoptera, Noctuidae. Bases 123 to 4151 code for a protein of 1342 amino acids.